AGCAUAUUAGCAUUCUGGGAACUACAGCUAACGUUGGAAAUAAAUAAAUAAACGGGGUUUUCACCGGCCGGUCAGCCCAGGACCGAAGACAUCCUCUGGCGGCUCCAACUCCACCCCUUCCCUCCAAAGGGUGCUUCGCUACCUAACUUCCGGAAGCGGGAACGCUCAAGUACCGACUUGGCGGUGGACUGAGGGCCCGCUGGUCUCAAAUGUCGAAAUGGACCGGAAUGAUUUUCAGAAUACGUCUUCACAAGAAAUGAUUCAGCCAGUUCAAAAGCAAAAUACUCAAAAAAAAGUUUCUAUCUUGGCUGCCCUAGAUGACAGUUUAAGUGACAUGUCUACAAGAGGAUUAGCAGUUCCUAGGAUGCCAGGGCUGUUUUCUCAAUCUGUUACUCCACGGAGUCGAAGUGCCCCAAAGCAGUCAAAUAUAUCUACCAACCUAGGCACAGAGAGAAAAUCGCCUUACUUUGUGAAGAUUCCUGGGCACCUUGGUAAUUUGUCUGUGUUAGAUGACAGUGACUGGACAGUUGCCCUUACACCUCCACAGUCAGUCAUGUUCACAAACUUAGAUUAUAGUGCAGCAGAAGAUGUCACAAAGAGUGCUGUCUUCUUGAAUGAGGAUGACCCGGGAGAAGCUGCUGCGCGAAGCAUGUAUCCUGACUUUCUCCAUUCCUUGUUAAAGCAUAGUUCAAAUACUGUUUUUGAACUCAUAGAUGAAUAUGAAGAUACUUGCAGUAACCAGCUAAACAUUCUUCAAAAAAUAGUGUGUCGAGCAACUCCUGGACAACAGAAAUUUUCCAAAACUGCUAGUGUUUUGUGGCUUCUAAAGCAAGAAAUGGUAACAUGGAGACUCUUGUCAUCAAUUUACAGAGACAGAAUACAGUCUGCUAUGGAAGAUGAAACUAUGUUUGAUCUUGCAAUUAUAAAUGCCAGUGAAAAGACUGUUGUGAACAAUCUAUUCCAGAGAGACUCAUUGGUGCGACAAAGCCAGUUGGUGGUAGACUGGUUAGAGAGCAUUGCAAAAGAUGAAAUUGGAGACUUCUCUGAUAAUAUUGAAUUUUAUGCAAAGUCUGUAUACUGGGAGAAUACAUUGCACAUUUUGAAACAAUGGCAAUUAAAUACGUUCACUGGGAGUUUACGUCCAUUAGUGACUGAAGUAGACCCAGAUGCUCCAGUAAGGCAGAAAAUGCCACUUGACGAUUUAGAUCGUGAAGAUGAUGCACGAUUGCUCAAGUUCCUUUUUACUCUCAUUAGAGCAGGAAUGACAGAUGAGGCCCAAAGACUCUGCAAAAGGUGUGGCCAGGCGUGGAGAGCUGCAACACUUGAAGGAUGGAAACUGUAUCAUGAUCCUAACAUGAAUGGAGGGCAAGAGCUAGAGCCAGUAGAAGGAAACCCAUACAGAUGCAUUUGGAAAAUCAGUUGCUGGCGACUUGCAGAAAAGGAACAGUUUGACAAGUAUGAGAGAGCAAUCUAUGCAGCACUUAGUGGGAAUCUCAAACAGCUUCUUCCAGUUUGCGAUACCUGGGAAGAUGCUGUUUGGGCAUACUUCAGGGUCAUGGUAGACACACUUGUUGAACAGGAAAUUCGUUCAUCUGUGAUGAAUACAGAGGAGAAGGAAGAACUCCCCAGAGAAUAUUUGGAAACAAACUGGACUUUAGAAAAAGUAUUUGAAGAACUUCAAGCAACAGACAAAAAGAGAGUUUUGGAAGAGAACCAAGAGCACUAUCAUAUGAUUCAAAAGUUUGUUAUCCUAGGAGAUGUGGAUGGUCUCAUGGAAGAAUUUUACAAGUGGCUUUCCAAAGGCAGAAACAUGCUCCCUGGGCAUCUGCUUCGAUUCAUGACUCAUCUCAUUCUAUUUUUCCGUACUUUGGGGCUUCAAACCAAAGAGGAAGUAUCAAUUGAUGUCUUAAAGGCCUACAUUCAGUGGUUAAUGCAUGAGAAGCACACUGAUCUCAUAGCAUUUUACGUCAGCCACCUGCCUCAAGAUGUAGCUGUGGCUCAGUAUGCUGCAUUCUUGGAGGAUGUGAUAGACACUGAACAAAGACACCAUUGUCUGGAGCUUGCCAAGGAAGCAGGUUUGGACAUUGCUACUAUAACAAAAACAGUGGUUGAAAAUAUUUGCAAAAAAGACACUAGUGAGUUCUUCCACCAUGAUCUUGCAGUAGAGACCGGCACAACAGAGGAUGAUCGCUUGAAGAUUGAUGUGAUUGACUGGCUAGUAUUUGAUCCUGCUCAGAGAGCUGAAGCACUUAAGCAAAGCAAUGCUAUAAUGAGGAAAUUCUUGGCAUGUAAGAAGCAUGAAGCAGCUACAGAAGUAUUCAUAAAGAUUCCACAAGACUCUAUAGCUGAAAUAUACAAUCAGUGGGAAGAACAAGGAAUGGAGAGUCCACUUCCGGCUGAAGAUGACAAUGCUAUUAGAGAGCAUUUAUGUAUUAGAGCAUACCUGGAAGCCCAUGAAGCUUUUAAUGAGUGGUUUAAACACAUGAAUUCAGUUCCACAGAAGCCAGGUCAGCUUUCACAAGCAAGUUUCACAGAAAAAGUUGCCCAUGAACUUAAAGAGAAGAAAUAUGAGGUAGAUUAUGGCAUCUGGAAAGGUCUUUUAGAUGCUCUUACAGCUGAUGUAAAAGAAAAAAUGUAUAAUGUCUUAUUGUUUAUUGAUGGAGGAUGGAUGGUUGAUGUCAGAGAGGAUGCUGAAGAUGAUCCUGAGCGUUCUCAUCAAAUGAUCAUGCUGCGAAAACUCUGCUUGCCAGUGUUGUGCUUCCUCCUUCAUACAGUUCUGUAUAGCACUGGACAGUAUCAGGAAGACUUAAGACUUGCUGACUUGAUUGCUUCAGAUAGGCACAAACUCUAUAUGAUAUUUUCCAAGGAGGAACUCCAGAAACUCUUACAGAAGUUGAGAGAAUCUUCCCUCAUGCUUCUGGAUCAAGGUCUUGAUCCUCUUGGAUAUGAAAUACAAUCUUAAUUGCAUUGUUGUAGGUAAUAUAAAUAAAAUUAGUGAUACAAAUGAAUAUAAGGUUUGGAUCCCAGAUUUUUGGCCUCCAUGAAAUAGAGAAUAUUUUGAUUCAACCUCCAUUGUUUUAUAUGGAAAUAUUUUAAUAUUUUAAUGGCAUUGGCGCAUAGCAGUGUGGAUUUUUUUAUAUUUAAAAUAAUUGCAUGGAUAAUACUUUGUAUUUUUCUCAAUAAAAUUGUAAACAAUAAUUUAAUUUGUAAUAAGGUUUAUAUUGCUUAAAUGUAGGAAGUAGUUUGCAUCAGUAAGCCUGCCAGAGUGAAGUGGCCUAUAGAUGUAACAAGGAAGUGUUACAGGUAGUCCUCAUCUUAGAACUUGUCAUUUAAUGACCAAAGUUAACAACAGCAUCAGAAAAGUGCUGUACAGCCUGUAAAACAUGUCUGGCCUUCGUAAAACAUCACAUCAUUCAUAUGACCACAUUUGGGGCAUUUGUCAAACAUUUAUGACCAAUUGCCUGCAGUCCCACAAAGGAUUUCCCCUCCAGCCCCACAAAGGAUAUCCCUUUUGGCUGCAGGAAGAG
This is a messenger RNA of Pseudonaja textilis, 3527 nucleotides long. RefSeq names its product nucleoporin 107 (gene NUP107). Gene Ontology annotation, biological process: mRNA export from nucleus; post-transcriptional tethering of RNA polymerase II gene DNA at nuclear periphery; protein import into nucleus. The record is from RefSeq and is a predicted model, not a curated record. NCBI's taxonomy places the organism in Eukaryota, Metazoa, Chordata, Lepidosauria, Squamata, Elapidae. Gene Ontology annotation, cellular component: nuclear pore; nuclear pore outer ring. Gene Ontology annotation, molecular function: structural constituent of nuclear pore.